Molecule: messenger RNA, 1427 nt
Organism: Pezoporus flaviventris
Lineage: Eukaryota; Metazoa; Chordata; Aves; Psittaciformes; Psittacidae
Gene: PSMD10
Product: proteasome 26S subunit, non-ATPase 10
Exons: 5
Coding region: 37-675 (212 amino acids)
Molecular function (GO): protein binding
Source: RefSeq, a predicted model, not a curated record
CUCUGCCCCUGUUGGCAGGCUGAGGCAGCGGUGAGCAUGGAGGGAGCAGUGUCUGACGUGGGGGUCUGUAACCUGGCCUACGCCGGGUGCCUGGAGGAGCUGCGGGCCCAGCUGCUGCGCGACAAGGCCCUGGCCACCAAGACCGACCAGGACAACCGCACCGCGCUGCACUGGGCCUGCUCGGCAGGACACACGGACGUGGCCGACCUCCUCCUCGGCCUUGGUGUGCCUGUGGGCGACAAAGACGAUGCUGGUUGGACGCCCUUACACAUUGCUGCCUCGGCAGGCCGUGAUGACAUUGUGCGAGCGCUCAUUGCCAGGGGUGCUAAUGUGAAUGCUCUCAAUCAGAACGGCUGCACGCCUCUGCAUUAUGCUGCCUCCAAAAAUAAGCAGGAGAUUGCAAUCAUGCUUUUAAAGAAUGGAGCUGAUCCAGAUGCAAGGGAUCAUUUUGAAUCCACCCCAUUACACAGAGCAGCAGCCAAAGGAAACCUAAAAAUGGUACAGAUCCUCCUGCAGCAUAAUGCAGCGGUUAAUAUACGGGACUCUGAAGGGAAUACUCCUCUCUUGUACACUUGGGAUGCGAACAACAAGUCAGAUGAAACGCUGCCAUCCAUUCCACAGUAUGGAAAUACUGUUUGUUCUUCAGCUGCAAGGAAAGGUAGAAAUGGAAGAUGACAGUUUCUACAGUUUGACUUGUAGGGAUUAAGGUAAUGCAAUUUAUCUUGAUAAGCAAGACAGAAACUUACAACCAAACAAAUAUCUUCACCAAGUACUUACACAAAUUUAUUCUAGAGCACAAAUGCAGGUUAAAUCUCACCUCUUGAGAACAUGAGGGGUAACUUGCCUGUACAGUAAGCGCUGACCAUGCAGACCUUACUUUAAGGAGGAACCUGACUGAGUAUAUGUUUCUUAUACGUUGUGCAGGCAUUGCUGAAAACUUGAAUUGAGAAAAGCUGAAGUUGGUAUUCUGUGUUCAUCCUUGGUGUUUGUAUAGCAAAACCCUGCCAUAGCUCUAUGGCUUUGUAGAUCCACUUCCCUAGGAGAUAGUGGCUUGAAUGUUGGCUUAAUAUCUAGUUUCCAUAUUAAUGAUCCCUACUCCCUCAGGAGCAGAUAAAUGGGCCAUGCAGCAAAGAGUGUUGGAACAUCUGAGGCAAAUUCUAAAACAUACUUCUCCAUCCUACAUAGCUCUGCAGGGCUUUUGAGCUACACACCAGGGAUCAGUGCCUAAUUUAGCUUGUGCUUUGCCAAGAGCACCAGUGGAAAGCUAGGAAAGUGCCUCAUCCUUUUUCAUAAACUAUUUCACAUGAGAGAAAUUUCAUAAUGGGAACAAACAUCUGCCAGAAGGCUUACAAAAAUAUCUCAAUGUAUUAAGAAAGUCCAAAUAAAUGUUAAUUUUCUUACCUUCCUCCUCACCCCCAGCAAUUAGU